UCCCAAAGUUGGCUUCACUUGCCUCACCUACUUGCUUCGACCUACCCUUUGUAUUUUACUUCUUGCACAUCAAAGCUCCAAUCAAAUUCUAUAUUCUAAAUACAGAUCAAUCCUCUACUUCCUUCCCUCUCCCCUGUUUAUUUAUUUUCCGCAAACUCUGUGCCCAACAAGUAAAGAACUUCUCUUGAAGUAGAUUGGAACCCCAAGGAUCACAGAGCAGAGGGGUCAUAAAAAUGGCGAAAAGCAAGGUUUUGAUUGUGGGUGGAACUGGGUAUAUUGGGAGGAGGAUUGUGAAGGCUUGUCUGGCUCAGGGCCAUGAGACUUAUAUUGUUCAACGACCUGAGUUAGGCCUUCAAAUUGAGAAGCUUCAGAUGUUGCUCUCCUUUAAGAAGCAAGGUGCUCAUCUCGUUCGGGCCUCCUUCUCCGAUCACCGGAGCCUCGUUGACGCCGUUAAGCAGGUUGACGUUGUCAUCAGCGCCGUCUCCGGCGUUCAUUUCCGGAGUCACAGCAUUCUGUUGCAGCUCAAGCUUGUCGACGCCAUCAAAGAAGCCGGAAAUGUUAAGCGUUUCUUGCCUUCGGAAUUUGGACUGGACCCUGCUCGUAUGGGACAUGCUCUGGAACCAGGAAGAGUGACAUUUGAUGACAAAAUGACAGUGCGAAAAGCAAUAGAGGAAGCUAACAUCCCUUACACUUACAUCUCAGCAAACUUGUUCGCCGGAUACUUUGCCGGCAGCCUCUCUCAGAUGGGCUCCUUUGUCCCUCCAAGAGACAAGGUCCAUCUAUUUGGUGAUGGCAACCUCAAAGCUGUGUUUAUGGAUGAGGAAGAUGUUGCAACAUAUACCAUAAAAGCAAUAGACGACCCUAGAACUCUAAACAAAACAUUGUAUUUAAGGCCACCUGAGAACAUUCUUUCCCAAGGAGAGCUUAUUGGAAUUUGGGAGAAACUCAUUGGGAAGGAACUAGAAAAGACGUAUAUAUCUGCAGAAGACUUCCUCACCACCUUGAGAGGCAUGGAUUAUAAACUCCAAGUUGGAAUUGGACACUUCUAUCACAUUUUCUAUGAGGGAUGUUUAACAGAUUUUGAAAUAGGUGAAGAGGGAGAAGAAGCCUCAAAGCUUUAUCCUGAGGUUAAUUACACACGCAUGGAUGAGUACUUAAGGAUCUAUGUGUAAAAUAAAUUGAUUUCACAGGAGUUCAGUGUAAUGAACCAUGAUUAUCAGUUAAAAUAAGCUUACUUUGAGGAGAGUGUAUGAGUGAGCUAUAGUACUUUACGUAUCAUUACCAUUUUCUCUUAUUGACUUCUUUAUAUUAAUAAUAAUUAAAUACCAUUUUCAUCUGUGGAGAUUA
Molecule: messenger RNA, 1347 nt
Organism: Neltuma alba
Lineage: Eukaryota; Viridiplantae; Streptophyta; Magnoliopsida; Fabales; Fabaceae
Product: isoflavone reductase homolog
Exons: 5
Coding region: 234-1172 (312 amino acids)
Molecular function (GO): oxidoreductase activity
Source: RefSeq, a predicted model, not a curated record